UCUGUUGGCUUCAAUGGUAAGUUGCUGAAUAGGGGGUUCUCUGAGGGGGAGGAGUCACUCAUUCUUUACGUUGAACAGGUAUAAAAGCAAAGUGUUAACAAGGUAGGAUAGCAGUUCAGGAGCAACAACUCAUCUACAGCAAACAUGAGCAACACCGGCAUGAACAUGAGGGGCAAGAUCAUCUUCUACGAGGAGAAGAACUUCCAGGGUCGUUCUUAUGAGUGCAUGAACGACUGCUCUGACAUGACCUCCUACCUGAGCAAGUGCCACUCCUGCAGGGUGGAGAGCGGCUGCUUCAUGGUGUACGACCGCAACAACUACAUGGGAAACCAGUACUUCAUGAGGAGGGGCGAGUACUCCGACUACAUGAGCAUGAUGGGAAUGAGGGACUGCAUCAAGUCUUGCCGUAUGAUCCCCAUGCACAGAGGACAGUACAGGAUGAGGAUCUACGAGAGGGAGAACUUCGGUGGUCAGAUGCACGAGAUGAUGGAGGACUGUGACAACAUCAUGGACCGUUACCGCAUGAACGACUGCCAGUCCUGCAACGUGAUGGACGGCCACUGGCUGAUGUACGAUCAGGCCAACUACAGAGGCAGGAUGAUGUACAUGAGGCCCGGAGAGUACAGGAGCUUCAGGGACAUGGGCAUGAGCGGCAUGAAGUUCAUGAGCAUGAGGCGUAUCACCGACUCCUGCUAAAUUUUCACUGAAUGUUCACUGAAAUGAUCAAAUGUCAAAUAAAAAAAUCACCUUGAA
This is a messenger RNA of Eleginops maclovinus (Patagonian blennie), 753 nucleotides long. RefSeq names its product gamma-crystallin M3-like. NCBI's taxonomy places the organism in Eukaryota, Metazoa, Chordata, Actinopteri, Perciformes, Eleginopidae. The record is from RefSeq and is a predicted model, not a curated record. The coding region runs from base 145 to 696 and encodes 183 amino acids. Gene Ontology annotation, biological process: visual perception; lens development in camera-type eye. The transcript is spliced from 3 exons. Gene Ontology annotation, molecular function: structural constituent of eye lens.